Molecule: messenger RNA, 443 nt
Organism: Chara braunii
Lineage: Eukaryota; Viridiplantae; Streptophyta; Charophyceae; Charales; Characeae
Source: the annotation of a GenBank genome assembly
GCAAUUGCAGUCAAAUACACGUUUUCAAUUGGUCAGUGUAAGUUUGUGCCAAUGGGCUUUGCUUUCAGCACGUUUACAACCAGCUGUCCUUCAAACACUCCGCAGAGCACUCCGCCCGCUUCCAGUCCGCUUGAAGGAAGCAGAGYCGUCAAUCCAUUACCGAGAAGCGCCGACCUCCCUGUGCUUUCGCCACCAUCAGCAAGCUCGGGAGCGACCGCCACCAUCGACAAGAUGAGAGAUAGAUUGAAUUACAAAGUAGCGCAACAGGUGCAGUACGGCAAGGGAACAAUAGCAGGGAAGGAUGGGAUCCGAAAACGACAGGAGGUGAGCGGGAUUGAUGGGGCAACAACUACAAAAAACAAAAGACRCAGGACGAUUCGACAGGCAGAGAAGCAAGAUCCGAGGCAUGCCAGAUUUUAGCAUAAUGAAAGCAUGUGGCCACG